AUGGCCCCCCAGGCCCCCCAGAACCACGCCGCCUGGCAGAUAGCCGCCAAGGCACCCUGCUUGGAGGUCAAAGAGGCCGCUUACACCCACCCCGCCGCGUCCGAGAUCCUGAUCCGGAACCGGGCCGUAGCCGUGAACUAUGUCGAGCCAGCCCUGCAGACCCUCAGACCAGAUCUGUUCCCCUGGGUGACGUACCCGCAGAUCUUCGGAAACGACAUUGUCGGCGAGGUCGUCGAGGUGGGGCCCGGCGUCGAAGCGUUCAAGCCCGGGGACCGCGUCGUGGCCCACGCCAUCAACAUCACCAACAACAAGCCCUCCGAGGGGGCCUUCCAGCUGUAUACCAUCGUAUCGCACUUCAUGGCCGCCCCCAUCCCCGACCGCGUCUCCUACGAGCAGGCAUGCGUGCUCCCGCUGGCGUUGUCGACCGCCUCGUGCGCCCUGUACCAGAAGGACCAGCUGGCCCUCGAGCUCCCCACCGUCCCCGCCCAGCCCAGCACCGACAAGACCGUCCUCGUCUGGGGCGGCGUGUCGAGUGUCGGAUGCUGCGCCGUCCAGCUAGCCGUCGCUUCCGGCUACGAGGUCGUCACCGUGGCGUCGCCCAAGAACUUCGGCCUCCUGGAAACGCUGGGGGCUGCCAGCGUGUUCGACUACCACGCCGCGGACGUCUUCGAGCAGCUCGUUGGCGCCCUUGCUGGAAAGGACUGCGCCGGCGGGCUGGCCAUCGUGCCGGGCCCCCUGCGUGACAACGAGGUGGACCGCGCCGUAUAA
This is a messenger RNA of Colletotrichum chrysophilum, 768 nucleotides long. RefSeq lists its product as uncharacterized. NCBI's taxonomy places the organism in Eukaryota, Fungi, Ascomycota, Sordariomycetes, Glomerellales, Glomerellaceae. Gene Ontology annotation, molecular function: oxidoreductase activity, acting on NAD(P)H. The transcript has a single exon. The coding region runs from base 1 to 768 and encodes 255 amino acids. The record is from RefSeq and is a predicted model, not a curated record.